CAAGGGAAGCCUCUGACGCCUCUGCUUCUCCAGGUGACUAUGGCCGACCGGGCGGCAGCGGAGAGGGCUUGCAAAGACCCUAACCCCAACAUCGACGGCCGCAAGGCCAACGUGAACCUGGCCUAUCUGGGCGCCAAGCCGAGGAGCCUCCAUUCUGGUUUUGCCAUCGGUGUACAGCAGCUGCACCCCACCUUGAUCCAGCGGACCUAUGGGCUGACCCCCCACUACAUCUACCCUCAAGCCAUCGUCCAGCCCAGCGUGGUGAUCCCGGCUGCCCCCGUCCCAUCUCUGUCCUCGCCGUUCCUUGAGUACACACCGGCCAGCCCAGCCUAUACCCAGUACCCACCAGCCACCUACGACCAGUACCCGUACGCCACCUCGCCUGCCUCCGUCACCAGCUUCGUGGGCUAUAGCUACCCGGCUGCCGUGCCCCCUGGCCUCUCGGCCUCAGCCCCAACGGGCACCACCUUUGUGCAGUACCAGCCUCCGCAGCUGCAGCCUGACAGGAUGCAAUGAGGCCACUGCCCCCUCGAGGCCCGUCACCCACACCCACCAGGCAAGUGGCCGGCCGAGCUCGGGGUGCACACCAGCACCUGUGCCUCUGGGAUCCCGCAGGACCCCCACCUGCACCCUGGGUAACCUGGAGACCAAAUCCCUUUAAAUCCAGGACCCCACACAUCUCGAGGGAGGACUUUGAGAGAAAGAGUGGGCAGGAGCUCUAGAAGGUGCAGCCGGACCUCCCCGCGCACACACCUGCCUUCUCCCUUCACCUCCCUCCUCCCCUCCCGCCCGAGCUCCGGGCUGAGGUCUCCCGGCAUCUCCUCAGCAUCCGUGAGGCCUCCCACCCUCCACAGAGCCCGGGCACCCUUCAGGCUCUGUGGAAACUGUCCUGCUCAGAGAUGCCUUACUCCAGGGAAACCUGAAGGAGCACGUGAAUUGACUGUUUAUUGUUGCUCCGUCCACACAAGCUGUGAACGCGGGAGACCGUGUGCGGGAAGCCACCUCGUGGAAUUUUCGUUUCUGGUGACGGCACGGGCUCUCCGCAGGCCCCGGGGCUCAGUGCAGCAGGGCCACCAGCCGGCCGCUCCCCAGCCCGCCGAGCGCUGCAGCCUUUUUCCUUACCGUCCUUGUUUUGCUACUAAGAUGUUUCAGAACUUCAGUUUAUUUUUUCAGCGGAGGCUCCUGCCCCCAGGAAAGCGGAACCUGUUUUUGACUUUGAGACUCACUUAUGUCCGUGGCUCCGCCCAAGGAGACGGACAGCAUUUCUGUUUGAAAAAGUGUCUGUCGCUGGAGCACCAGGAGUCCCUCAGAGGGCGGGCGUCUUCAGGUCUCUCUCAGCGACAGUAAGUUGUCUCAGAAGCCUGUCUCCACCCCUGCUACCCCUGCAGGGACAGAGGGAGGGGGCCCUAGGUGAUGCUGGCUGAGAGCGCCCCCACCCUCUCUCCUUGGUCCCCUGUUGCACCCCAGCCUGGCUGAGACCAGCCUGGCCCGUCCUGCCUGCCUUGGGCUCAGUGCAGAGGGAGGCGAGAGGCCCAGCACGCAGCGACGGCUCCUGAGGAGGCGGGAGGGGGAGGUGAGGGGCAGCCUGGCCGAGGGGGUUUGGGGAGAGUGGACAGAAGGUUAGGGGGCGCUGGGGGUAUUCCUUCAGACCUACCUCAGGGAAGCGGGAGGCCUCAGGGCUGACUGGCGCAGGCAAGCGCUUUGCGGUGCGCUUGGUCCGCAGUCAAGUCCCAGGAAAUACCGGUAGCUAAUGUUAUAAUAAUAUUUUUAUUAGAAUGUUCUGAUUAUAAAAAUAAAACUCGUUUUCUUUAAAGAGAA
This is a messenger RNA of Myotis davidii, 1818 nucleotides long. It is a transcript of the gene RBM38, whose product is annotated as RNA binding motif protein 38. Lineage: Eukaryota; Metazoa; Chordata; Mammalia; Chiroptera; Vespertilionidae. The transcript has 3 exons. The coding region runs from base 40 to 516 and encodes 158 amino acids. The record is from RefSeq and is a predicted model, not a curated record.